Messenger RNA from Lineus longissimus, 1838 nucleotides. RefSeq names its product elongation factor Tu, mitochondrial-like. Lineage: Eukaryota; Metazoa; Nemertea; Pilidiophora; Heteronemertea; Lineidae. Gene Ontology annotation, molecular function: translation elongation factor activity; GTPase activity; GTP binding. Gene Ontology annotation, biological process: mitochondrial translational elongation. The coding region runs from base 2 to 1477 and encodes 491 amino acids. The record is from RefSeq and is a predicted model, not a curated record. Gene Ontology annotation, cellular component: mitochondrion. The transcript has a single exon.
CAUGGCGAGCAUGUACCAAACUUUUCGCAUUUUGCAGCAACAUUCUUGCUCCAAAGUCAUCACCAGAGCCAAUAUUCGUAAUGUCAACCCAAUCAAUAGAAAGGUGAUCAUACCUUCUAUCAAUGGAAUCCAACAUCGAACGUUUUCCCUCUCAGGUUUUCGUCUUGCAGAAGGUGAAACCUCAAAAAAGCCUCAUUGUAACAUUGGAACCAUUGGUCAUGUUGACCAUGGAAAAACAACUUUGACUGCAGCCAUCACAAAGGUGUUAGCCGAACAAGGCGAUAACAAUGCAUUUGUUAGAUAUGAUGAAAUAGACCGGGCUCCAGAGGAAAAGAAGCGUGGCAUUACGAUCAAUGCAGCACACGUUGGAUACGAAACAAAAAAGCGACAUUAUGCUCAUACUGACUGUCCUGGACAUAUUGACUACAUAAAGAACAUGAUUACGGGAACAUCACAGAUGGAUGGGGCUAUUUUAGUGAUUGCAGCUACCGAUGGACAAAUGCCGCAAACGAGAGAGCAUCUACUGCUCACGAAACAGAUUGGUGUUGAAAAAGUGGUGGUUUAUGUGAACAAAGCUGAUGUUGUUGAUGAAGACACACUCGAAUUGGUCGAGAUUGAAACGAGAGAACUUCUGGAGGAAUUUGGCUUUGAUGGUGUUGAUUGUCCUAUCAUUUGUGGUUCUGCUCUCAAUGCAUUACAGGACAAGAAUCCCACACUUGGGAAAGAAUCUAUCCUCACGUUGCUGGACAGUAUCGAUAAAUACAUACCAACUCCAGUCAGAGAUGAGGAUGGGCCGUUCUUGGUACCUGUUGAUUCAGUGUUCACUGUUCCAGGACGAGGCACUGUGGCCAUAGGGACAGUUAAGAGAGGUACAGUCAAUAAAGGAGAAGUUGUGACUUUACUUGGACAUGGGAAUGAGAUAAAAACAUCCAUUUCAGAUUUACAAGUGUUCAAAAAAUCUGUACCAACUUGUAAAGCUGGAGACAAUGUUGGUGUACUCCUUAGAGGGGUGAGACCUGAAGCUAUUGAAAGAGGCAUGUUCGUUGGCAUACCAGGUUCUUUUCAACAGUGCAACUCUUUCGAAGCUCAGAUCUAUGUCAUCACAAAACAAGAGGGUGGGCGAUCAAAACCAAUCACUGAUAAUUAUAUUCAAAUGAUGUACUGUAACUUGUGGAAUGUAGCUGCUUGUUUGAAACUCCCUAAAGCUAAUUCCAUGGUUAUGCCUGGUGAUGCUGCUUCUGUACAGUUCUUAUUGAGAAAGCCAAUGGUUUUUGAUGUUGGGCAAAGGUUUACGGUGCGUGAAAACCAGCACACAACCCUAACUGGUGUUGUAACAAAGAUUUUAGGACACAAUAAGGAAAUUAUAAAAGGCUUUAACUUUGAGCAUGCAAAGUCUAUGAAAAUAGAAACUAAUUCAAGAGUGGUCCAGGCAAGAAGGAAUAAAAAGAAGACCAAGCCUGAAACGGAUGUUCAGUGAUAUGUUGACUUAGGUUGUUUUUAUAAACAGUACAAAAUAAUGUAGAUGAAGCAUUUAUGCUUAGGCUGGACACAGGGAAUUGGAUUUUUAUUCAUGUUAAUUACAUUGGUUUUGUUUGGCUUUCAUCAGAAACACUGGUGUAUUCUUGAGCAAGCCACCAAACUUUCCUGUGCUGUCUUUACAUGUAAAUUAAGUCUCGUUACUUGCGGAGAUGGUCCUUGUGAGAAAGUAAAAGUUAUGUCUUGAUGACAGCCAGGAGUUACUACUGUUAUGUAACCAUUAUCAUUACAAUUGAUGCAGUGUACCGGUAGUGUACAUCAGUUGCAAAUAAAUGUCUGCUCAUUAUCAUAUUGUGCCACAA